UUUGUCAGAUAAUUUUCCUGCAUGCACUGAGAUGGUCAUCUGAUUUUCAUCCUUCAUUCUAUUAAGGUGGUAUAUCACAGUAAUCAGUACAUAUCCUGAACCACCUUCACAUCACAGGGAUCAGUUGUACUUGGUCAUGCAGCUGGUGUCUGGUGGAGAGCUGUUUGACCGGAUAGUGGAGAAGGGAUUUUACACAGAGAAAGAUGCCAGCACUCUGAUCCGCCAGGUCUUAGACGCUGUCUACUAUCUCCAUAGAAUGGGCAUUGUCCACAGGGACCUCAAGCCUGAGAACCUUUUGUACUACAGUCAAGAUGAGGAGUCCAAAAUAAUGAUCAGUGACUUUGGAUUGUCCAAAAUGGAGGGCAAAGGCGACGUGAUGUCCACCGCGUGUGGGACCCCAGGCUAUGUCGCUCCGGAGGUCCUGGCCCAGAAACCCUACAGCAAAGCCGUUGACUGCUGGUCCAUCGGGGUGAUUGCCUACAUCUUGCUCUGCGGUUACCCUCCUUUCUAUGACGAGAAUGACUCCAAGCUCUUUGAGCAGAUCCUCAAGGCGGAAUAUGAGUUCGACUCCCCCUACUGGGAUGACAUCUCCGACUCUGCAAAGGACUUCAUUCGGAAUCUGAUGGAGAAAGAUCCAAAUAAAAGAUACACAUGCGAGCAGGCAGCUCGGCACCCAUGGAUCGCCGGUGACACAGCUCUCAGCAAAAACAUCCACGAGUCCGUCAGCGCCCAGAUCCGGAAGAACUUCGCCAAAAGCAAGUGGAGACAAGCGUUUAAUGCCACGGCCGUCGUGAGACAUAUGAGAAAACUCCAUCUCGGCAGCAGCCUGGACAGUUCCAACGCAGGUGUUUCGAGCAGCCUCAGUUUGGCCAGCCAAAAAGACUGUGCGCCUGGCACCCUCCACGCUCUGUAGUUUCAUUUCCUCUUCGUCGGGGGUCUCAGGAGUGGGAGCGGAUCGGAGACCGAGGCCCACCACUGUGACGACGGUGCACUCUGGAAGCAAGUGACUGGCCCUGGAGGUGGGGCCCAGGGGGCGGGCCAGGGAAGGGGGCCCCCCUGAGGACCACCAGCGCCACCAGCCACUCCAGAGCGAUCCCACCUUGCACCGGGCGCCUCCCUGCACAGGACUGGAAGACAGAAGUUUUUUUACGGCCAUAUUUUAUACUGCAAUUCUGAAGUGUUCAUUUCUCACUAACUUUACUGACUCAAGGGAGCUGACUUCAUAGGCUCUGGUGCUGUAUAUAGGACUCUCGCAAGGCUCUGGUAGAACGGAUUAUUUCCCAGUCCUCUCCCCUGCCGUUUCUGCUCUUCCCAGUAGAGGUAACCAUCUGUGUUGUAUUUUUUCAUUCAUGACAAAAAAAAGGUUUCAACUGGAUUAUUUAAGUAUUGGUAAAUAUUGUGCAUUAGGGUUUUUUUUUCCUUCUAAGAAAUACGUCCUCUCGAGCUGUACUUCUUAGUUCCACGAGCUAUUUCUUACGCUUGUCCGUGGUAGAAUUUUAUGUUAACCUUUACGAGAUUUUUUUUUUCCUCCAAAGGGAAUUUUAAGAAAUUACAAUUUUAAAAAUUGUAACAAGAGGAUUGGUCGAGAAUCUGUCUCCAAGGUGAAGAAUGCACUUUACUUCAAUUCCUUCUCUUUCUCUCCCCUUCUUCCUUGGAGGGGCAGCUCUCUGAGAAAACAGCUCAGCCGUUCUGCCGUCUUCUCCCCCAGGGUGCUGUGGGAGGGGACCUGCAGAGGAACCUUCCUGGCAGCUCCCCCAGCAAACCCCUCUCUGAGUGGAGACCCUCGGGGCCUCUUGCCAUCAGCGUUCAGAAAUGAAGAAGCCUGCUUCCCCCAGACAAAAGGCUAGCCUCGUGGUGAAGGAGAUGGACCCCUGCCCACCCCCGACCCCAGCAAAGAUUUAAGAGCCUCCCCAACUGAAGGAGCAAGAUGCCAUCCUGUUGAGAGUGAAUUGCACAUGCAGCUCUCAUUUCUCUCGAGGAGGAUGACGCAUGAAGGCCCUGCUCCCAGCGAUUCAGUUUUAAAAUUUAUCUGUUUUUUUAAAAAAUGCAUUUCUCACCUUACAACUGAGAACAGCCUCCAGCUCACACAAGUUGUCUCUGCGGAUUUCUGCCCUGUUCUCAGAGGAUGGUGGUCCAGGGGAGGAGAGGGGAGCGGCCUUGGAAAGACACUGUUUUUCAGGAUGGUGAGGAGCAGGGACCGCCUGGCAAGCAGGACACCCGCCGCUA
Messenger RNA from Vicugna pacos (alpaca), 2226 nucleotides. The record is from RefSeq and is a predicted model, not a curated record. NCBI's taxonomy places the organism in Eukaryota, Metazoa, Chordata, Mammalia, Artiodactyla, Camelidae.